Messenger RNA from Elephantulus edwardii (Cape elephant shrew), 408 nucleotides. RefSeq names its product 60S acidic ribosomal protein P1-like. Gene Ontology annotation, cellular component: cytosolic large ribosomal subunit; ribosome. Lineage: Eukaryota; Metazoa; Chordata; Mammalia; Macroscelidea; Macroscelididae. The transcript has 2 exons. Bases 1 to 408 code for a protein of 135 amino acids. Gene Ontology annotation, molecular function: structural constituent of ribosome; protein kinase activator activity; ribonucleoprotein complex binding. Gene Ontology annotation, biological process: cytoplasmic translation; translational elongation. The record is from RefSeq and is a predicted model, not a curated record.
AUGGGUGGUGAAGUAAAUGGAAAAGAUCCUUACCAGCGCACUAUAGCCUCCGUCUCUGAGCUCGCCUGCAUCUACUCGGCCCUCAUCCUUCACGACGAUGAGGUGACAGUCACGGAGGAUAAAAUCAAUGCCCUCAUUAAGGCAGCCGGUGUCAACGUUGAACCUUUCUGCCCUGGGCUGUUUGGAAAGACCCUGGCAAAUGUCAACAUUGGGAGCCUCAUCUGCAAUGUGGGUGCUGGUGGACCUGCCCCAGCGGCCGGGCCUGCACCAGCUGGAGGACUUGCCCCCCUAACUGCUGCUGCUCCAGUUGAGGAGAAGAAAGUGGAAGCAAAGAAAGAAGAAUCUGAAGAGUCUGAUGAUGACAUGGGAUUUGGUCUUUUUGACUACUCCUUUUGUAACGUUCAAUAA